AUGUUUAAGUCGAGUCUACGGAUAUACCCGGGACCCACUGAUCCGCCAGACGAUGUCGCCAACCUCUUCAUCCACAAUCUCCCGUUCAAUCUUUGCUCUCUCCUGCCGUCGCUUUGGCGACAGUUGGGGUCAACCGCUCAUUCGAUUGAGAUUUCGACAAGUUUGCCGAGCCCAGUCGGUUGGUCACGUAAGGCCUGGUUCUACAGCGCCAACCUGUUGCCAACACUGACCUGGCAGACAGACAGACAGACAGACAGACAGGCAGACAAACAAGCAUACGAUGCUGGCAAAGGGUUGUUGGCACCUGCUUCACCCACCUUCCACGAGCCUCCUUCUCGCCGCAGUCCCUUCUCGACGGUUGCGGCCGAGGGCGCUAGCUCGUCUGCUUGCAUGCCAUCCCGUUGCACUUUCCUUCUGCCCCCCGGCCCGGCAGCCCCACCCUUUGCCCGUCGCACUCUCCCGAGCCGCUCUCUCAAGACGCUCACAGUUGACCCAGCUGCCACUCCAAAUCGUGCACUCAUCCUUCGCCCUGCCAGUCGCCCCAUACCUUCACAUUUCACACCCCUAUUCCCACGUAUUAUCACACUCGCUUGCUCACAUACUCCCGUACUCCCAUACCCGCACACACCCUCACCUCCCCAUAGCCCUCGUGCUACAUUACCUCCUUCGUAUCCCCCAGCCUCUUCAUCGCUCUAA
Protopolystoma xenopodis is the source of this 696-nucleotide messenger RNA. Lineage: Eukaryota; Metazoa; Platyhelminthes; Monogenea; Polystomatidea; Polystomatidae. The record is from the annotation of a GenBank genome assembly.